AUGGUUUAUUUUGUGGACAGUGGCUCGUGGCCUCGGGUCCACGCCGCCGGCGUCGUGUUCUACCUGCAGGCAGUUUUCCUCUCCGGUCUCGCUGGGCCGCAGUCGCUGCGGCUGCUGGCGGUGAUGUCUUUCAAGGGCAUCAACACCUACAACGCAGAGGAGCUGCAGGGGCUCUACCUGGAGUUUCUAGCCUAUCUAGACGAGGCCCGCGUGAAGUGGGUCCGAGUCGGGUAUCUGCGACGUUUGGCCGGAUUGGGUUCUCAGAUGGUUCGUUGCCAGGAGGUCCCUGAUGUCGAGGCGGUUGUCGGCAGCGAGGGCUUCCCGUGUUCGAGGGAUCAGCAGAAGCCCAGGUACGUGGUGUCUCACCCGUGGAUGUCGCCGGCCCACCCAGACCCUGGAGGAGAGAAGCUGCAGAAGCUAGUCGAGCAGCUGAACCUUCUUGGUGCCUCUGACCACGAAGCCGUAUUUGUUGACUACAUGGGGCUUCCCCAGCACGACGCGCAGGACCCGGACCUGCAGCGGCUGGACGGCGAGAGCAGGUGGCCCAAGCCCGGCGAGCACCCGGCGGUCCGCACGGAGGCCGAGGAGCUCCUGUUCAAGAGGGCGCUCGGCUCGUUCGAGAAGCUUUACAGCGUGGCGGGCGUGCGCGUGAUAGUGCUGCCCAUGAGUGGCAGGCUGGCGGCAGGGCAGGACUACAUGUCGCGGGGCUGGUGCUUUCUCGAGUUCUGCCUCGCUUACAGCUUCGGCAACAUCGGCAAUCGGGAGGUGGACCCCGACGUCGAGAGGCUGUGCGGAAUCGCGAGCGACCUGAAGGCGAACACGGUGAAAGGGUUCCGCAAGGCAUUUCAACGCACGCAUUUUACGUGCAGUGGGGACGAAGCCGUGGUCCUUAGGCUAUUCGAGCAGACCCUGAGAAAGAAAGCCGUCGUGCGACGCAGUCUGGAGAUCGUUUAG
This is a messenger RNA of Prorocentrum cordatum, 954 nucleotides long. The record is from the annotation of a GenBank genome assembly. Lineage: Eukaryota; Dinophyceae; Prorocentrales; Prorocentraceae.